AUGGAGGCACAGAAAAGUCAACCGGAAAAACAGCAAUCACCUGCCGUCACUUCAUGUCGACGGAAGGUGAAGGAUGAUGCCACUUUUUUGGAGGAUGUGAAGGAUCACAUUGAUGAGUUCCUUCAUGCAUCUAUGGAAGAGCACAAGAAUUGUUUUACGAAGACUAUCAAGAAGAUGUUUGGAAUGUCAAAGAUUGUUGCUGAGAGGAGUGCUGAUGCUAAGGAAGUUGAAAGUUCUCUGCCUCUCCGAACUACAGUGGCAGAGUAG
Dovyalis caffra is the source of this 267-nucleotide messenger RNA. The record is from the annotation of a GenBank genome assembly. NCBI's taxonomy places the organism in Eukaryota, Viridiplantae, Streptophyta, Magnoliopsida, Malpighiales, Salicaceae.